Molecule: messenger RNA, 2148 nt
Organism: Mya arenaria
Lineage: Eukaryota; Metazoa; Mollusca; Bivalvia; Myida; Myidae
Product: ras-related and estrogen-regulated growth inhibitor-like
Exons: 4
Coding region: 978-1607 (209 amino acids)
Molecular function (GO): GTP binding; GTPase activity
Source: RefSeq, a predicted model, not a curated record
GGUACGUCCGAAUAAAUGGUUCGAACAAGUAAAUGUAAGCACCAGGAGAAAACCACACACUGAUAAACUACGUAUACAAGGAGAGCACUGGACACAUAGCGAUGCUUCAAAAAUGAUGAAUAGGAUGAGUUGUUACUACAAUGAUUAUGAAGAAAGCAGUGGUGGCAAAGCGCAUAAUAUACGUGGAUUUAAUAUAACUGAUAGCGGUUUUUGAACAGAUAUAGAGAAGAGAACACCUGGAGUGAAAGCAAACGGGUUCAAAAGAGGAUCUUUAUUCAUCAAUGCACUGGAUCGCUGACGGAAGUUAUGUAUGAGUUGAUCGCAGUUGAAUCAUCGCGUAUAUGUUGUGAAAAACGCAUCUAUUGAUUUAAAACAUAAAGAAGUAGUUAUACCAUUUGAGGUGAUUGUCUCCUGUUAAGCUGUUUGUUUCUUCAAUUUGUUUGGGAUAACAUAUGUCUAAGCCGAUACUUAUAUAAAUUGACUCAGACGGAGCCGCAUUUCUUCAUGGAUUUUAUCGUCUCUGUAUUGAAUUUUAAAUUGAUAUAACAUUAUGUGCACAUGAAAUAAACCAUACGGAAUUUAUAUUCGUUUUGAAGUGCUUUUUAAUAAGUGUUCAAUUAACUUAUUAACAGUUGCAUUUAAUAAUGAAAGCAGAGAUAAACUAAUGGAAAAAUACAGACCUGACUCAUAUUGUGAAUGUGUAUUUUUUAUUCAAUUCAAUUAGAUGAAAUCAUAUUUGAAGAAUAGUUUGACGAAAGUUCGUUUGUCGGAUAUUUUUCCGUUAAACAGUUAUUUUGUCAUUAUCAUCUGCGAUAUUGUCCAAAGCAUAAUUUGCAAAUGCUUCUCAGAGCGAUUUGAUUCUGUGUGUUGUCAAUACAGUUUCCUGUAUUGAUACAGAACAGUUAAAACAUAAAAAUUACCGAAUUAAACAGAGGACACAUUUUGUGGAGUUCUAAAUGUAAGAACAAACUGUUGCUAUGACAUCAAAUGGCAAGAACAAGUCGGUGGAAUCCAAAAUUUGCAUACUCGGGGGACCAGGCGUCGGGAAAUCAGCUCUGGUUGUUCGGUUCCUGACCAAACGUUUUAUAUGGGAGUAUGAUCCAACACUAGAAUCUACAUACAAGCAUAACACGACGAUAGACGACGAAUCUGUUGUCAUGGAGAUCCUUGAUACUGCAGGACAGGAAUGGAGUAUACACAGAGAGGGUCACGUCCGAUGGGCGGAUGGAUUCGUUCUUGUAUAUGCAAUCAACGACAGACACAGCUUUGAAGAAGUAUCAAGUAUCAAACAGUGUCUUGAUGAAGUUAAAAAGACAAACGUACAGUGUGUACUUGUUGGGAAUAAAAUUGACUUACUUCACGAAGUAAACGUUCCAACAAGUGAGGGUGAAAGGUUAGCGUCGGACUGGGCAUGCGCAUUUUUCGAAACUUCCGCUUCCGAUGGUGGGGAAGAUAUUUCCGAAUUAUUCCAUGAACUUCAUAGGGAAAUUCGUCGCAGGAAAAUGAUAGAAUGUAAACCCAGACGACGAAGUUCUGCGCAUCAGAUGCGACAGGUUUUCACGAAAAUGUUUAAAACUCAAACAAGUAAGGUGACAAGUCCUAGCUGAAGAAUUUAACUUAACUUCUCACUAAGCUUUAUUGUGAUAACGUCAGCUAGUGACAAAAAUAUGCUGGAUUCCUAUAUACAUAAUUCAGAUUACAUCAUCAUAUGCUUUGGAUUGUGUAUAGAAUUAAUUUGAGAAUCAGUUUAAACAGUUGUCAUUUGUUACUAGAAAAUGUUUCAAGGCGUUUGUUCUCCUCUAUGAUCUUCAUUACCAACGCAGACUCUUGACAUCUGCAGGUGUUGUGCGUUUCCUUUAAAUUAAACCAGAAAUAAACGGAUUUACUUUGAAUAGCAAUUUGAAUAUGCGCUUUAUUACAUGUUUACUUUUGUACUUUGUUACUGUUUAAGAUACUUAUGUUAUCGUUGAACACAAUAAAAUAUUUCUUAAACAAUUUCUUUUAUAGCCUGAAAUAAUUUAUACCGAGAAAAUAUAAACGGUAUUACAAUCACUUUAAUCACGCGUUUGGUGUUAGGGCUGUAUAAGGUGCAUCGCCCUUUUGUAUUGUUACUAUUUAAGUUAAUCCUAGUAUAAGCUUUGAACAAUU